GUGGGGCCCGGGACGCUGACGUCUCGGCGCCAGCUCCGCCGGCCGCCCAUUGGUCCAGAUCGGGACAAAUCACUCCACCCCUCGGCGGGCCGGCCCCCGUUGAGGCCCACCCAACUGUGCCGCCUUCGCGGCCGCGGAUUGGCCCGUGACGGGACCCGUCGAUCGCGCUGGUGUCUGGGAGGGAGAGAAAAUGGCGGCCGAGCCGAGCAAGACAGAGAUCCAGACCCUUUUUAAGAGGCUUCGCGCAAUUCCGACCAACAAGGCCUGCUUCGACUGUGGCGCCAAGAAUCCGAGUUGGGCCAGCAUCACGUACGGUGUGUUCUUGUGCAUUGACUGUUCCGGGGUGCAUCGCUCCCUGGGCGUCCAUCUCAGCUUCAUCAGGUCCACAGAGUUGGAUUCCAACUGGAACUGGUUCCAGCUGAGGUGUAUGCAGGUCGGCGGGAAUGCCAAUGCGACAGCCUUCUUCCGCCAACAUGGAUGCACAGCCAGUGAUGCCAACACCAAAUAUAAUAGCCGAGCUGCCCAGAUGUACCGGGAAAAGAUCCGGCAGCUGGGGAGUGCGGCCCUGGCUAGGCAUGGCACUGAUCUUUGGAUAGACAAUAUGAGUAGUGCUGCCAGUCACUCGCCAGAGAAGAAGGACUCUGAUUUCUUCUCGGAACACACUCAACCCCCUGCCUGGAAUGCACCAGCCACGGACCCAUCAGAGACCCAGCAGCCACCCCCAUCUGCAGAGAGCAGUGGCCUGGCACAGCCGGAGCACGGCCCCAACAUGGAGCUGCUUGGCACCUCACCCAAAGCUUCUCUGGAGUCCAUGUAUCUGUCACCUAAAGGGGCUCUUCCUGCCAGAGAACUGAAAACCUCCCUCAUUGGCAAGAAGAAGCCAGCAGCAGCUAAGAAAGGGCUGGGUGCCAAGAAAGGCCUAGGGGCCCAGAAGGUGAGCAGCCAGAGUUUCAGCGAGAUUGAGCGGCAGGCCCAGGUGGCAGAGAAGCUCCGUGAGCAGCAGGUGGCUGAUGCCAAGAAGCAGGCCGAGGAGUCCAUGGUUGCCUCCAUGCGUCUGGCCUACCAGGAGCUUCAGAUUGACCGUAAGAAGGAGGAGAAGAAGCUACAGAAUCUGGAAGGGAAGAAGCGAGAGCAGGCAGAGAGGUUGGGCAUGGGACUGGUGUCCCGAAGUUCCGUCUCCCACUCGGUGCUGUCUGAGAUGCAGGUGAUCGAACAGGAAACCCCAGUGAGUGCAAAAUCCUCCCGCUCACAGCUGGACUUGUUUGACGAUGUUGGUACUUUCGCCUCUGGACCCCCAAAGUACAAGGACAACCCCUUUUCCUUGGGGGAGAGUUUUGGUUCCCGCUGGGAUACAGAUGCUGCCUGGGGUAUGGACGGGAUGGAGGAGAAGGAGCCAGAAGUGACUGUCUCAAGCGUCCGGCCCAUUUCAGAAAGAGUCACAAACCGGAGGGAAGUGGAAAGCCGGAGCUCAGGCCUUGAGUCGAGUGAAGCACGACAGAAAUUUGCAGGAGCCAAAGCCAUCUCAUCUGACAUGUUCUUUGGGCGGGAAGUGGAUACUGAGCAUGAAGCCAGGUCCCGGCUACAGCGGCUCUCGGGCAGCAGCGCCAUCAGCUCUUCGGACCUCUUUGGGGACAUGGAUGGUGCUCAUGGAGCAGGUAGUGUGUCUCUGGGGAAUGUGCUGCCCACAGCUGACAUUGCCCAGUUUAAGCAGGGUGUCAAGUCUGUGGCCGGGAAGAUGGCCGUGCUGGCCAAUGGUGUGAUGAAUUCUUUGCAGGAUCGCUAUGGUUCCUACUGAUCCAGGCUCCAUGGCUCAGACAUAUGGUGUUGACAGCAGCAAAAACCUCAUGAUUCCUAGGCCUGGGAUGCUUGCCUUGUGGAAGCUGGGGAGGCAUUGUUAUUUUAUACCUGUGGUGUGUGAGUGGGUGGCCUUUGAGGAUCUCGGGUGAGGGAUGGGCAGUAUCAGCCCCUGACCUCUGCCUGGAGAUUGCGCCCUUUAUCCUCUUCUUCUCCCCCUCCCACUCCUGUGUGCUAGAUUAUUGUUAAUCCAGUCCUGCCCCCAAAGCUGCUGCUCGCUUGUCCUGCCACACUGGGAGUGAGGGGGGAGAGUUCCCUCAGGAUGGCUUAUCCUGGGUCCAGGCCUUCCUGGAGUAGGGAAAGUAAAAAGUAUAAGGCAUUUUUGCUGGCUCUAGGAUCCUUCCAGAUUGUCUGGGGGUUUGGCCCCUGUCCUCUGGAACCAGCAGGGAGGUCAGGAAAGAGUUCUGCUGUAGAUCAGCCCCCAGGGGAGGGAGGCUCUGGACUAGGCUGCUGCUGUUGCUGCUCCAGUGGUCUCUUCUGGGCACCAGGAGAGGGCAGGGGAGGGGAAGGACCUUCGUGUGGGCCUUACUGAGGGCUAGAAACUUUACCUGGUACCUAAAGGUUUCAUUUGGGGUCAGACUGGAGGCCCGAGUGAUCUUCUCCUGUCUCACUGCCCCUUUUUCCAGUGAUCACUUGGAGGAUUACUUCUCCUCCUGGGUGUCUCGGAGUCCUCCCAUACCAUCCAUUGUGGACCACAGGACCCUCUGUCCCCUCCCGAGACUCUGUCCCUUCUUCUCUUGCUUGGUGGCCAUGGUGGGUCUCAUCUGCCCUGUGCUCUGCUCUGGAUGCUGAGAGUGUAAAGCUGGCCAAGAAAGCAGAGGACGUGAGGGACAGAAGCAGGCUCCUGGGGCUCAGCUUUCUUCCUCCUCAUCAUCUGGGUCUUGGGGCCCGGACAGCACCCCACCACUGAGAGCUUGAGGCGCCUCCAGAGCUGCAGGUCUCACCCCUCUGGGCCACACACUCAUCCUUGGUGCCAUCGGCCCCUGCCGUGCUGGCAGCCUGGCCCCGCCCCACCCCGUGGUUGAGGGUUGAGGUUCCAAGCAACACAGACCACUGUUCCCACCACCCCCUCACCCAAAGGGAUGUGACUUUCUUUCUGGACUGUUUGUAUUGAAACGAAGUGGUGUCAAAUAAAGCCCCGACGGGGCCCUAGGCCUCUGUUGGUCUGAGUGAA
Lagenorhynchus albirostris (white-beaked dolphin) is the source of this 3028-nucleotide messenger RNA. It is a transcript of the gene ARFGAP2, whose product is annotated as ADP ribosylation factor GTPase activating protein 2. Gene Ontology annotation, molecular function: GTPase activator activity. The record is from RefSeq and is a predicted model, not a curated record. Gene Ontology annotation, biological process: COPI coating of Golgi vesicle. NCBI's taxonomy places the organism in Eukaryota, Metazoa, Chordata, Mammalia, Artiodactyla, Delphinidae. Bases 191 to 1795 code for a protein of 534 amino acids. The transcript has 17 exons.